Molecule: messenger RNA, 2379 nt
Organism: Physcomitrium patens
Lineage: Eukaryota; Viridiplantae; Streptophyta; Bryopsida; Funariales; Funariaceae
Product: ketol-acid reductoisomerase, chloroplastic
Biological process (GO): L-valine biosynthetic process
Cellular component (GO): chloroplast; mitochondrion
Molecular function (GO): ketol-acid reductoisomerase activity
Source: RefSeq, a predicted model, not a curated record
GCCGCGCAAGCUCGCACAGACAGAAGCAGCAACCAUCGAUCGAACUCUCGAGCAGUGUCGCGGGGAACACAGAGACAGGCUGCAGCAGCAGCGCCCGAUGCGUGCGGCGCUGCGAGUUGAGAUAAACCCCCGGCACAGCUGCACCUAAAGCCGUGUCAGGCUUUUCACGACGAGAGCUGCGCUGGACUGUGGUGACCUCACCCCCACUCUGUGCAUCAGCGCCAACACCACAGAUGUCCCACUAGGCUCUCCGCAACCGCCUGCCGUAGUAUAUACCCAUAUCUUUUGACGGAUCAGAUCCAUCCGCUUUCUCUCUCCGGGGUUAGGUCUCGCCGCUGCUUCUCGCUCAUGAGUCCACAUUGAGGUGUGGGAUUCGUUUUCAGGAGUUUGGCAGUCCCGGCGGCCGUGUCAGUGUCUGUGCAUUUGUGGGUUGUGAGGGUUUAACGUUAUGGCCGCUGUGACUCUCUCUCACUGUGCCACAGCCUCUGCGGGUGUGGCACACCGCUCCUCGGAGACCGUGGUGGGCAGUGCCAAUGCCAAGAUGGCUUCCUUUUCGGGGUUGAGGAUCGUGGCGUUUGCGCCCAAGCUUGAGAAGAGCUUGAGCGCUGCUGUGGCGGCUGUGCCGUCCCGAAUGCGUGGUGGUGCUAUCGCUGCCUCUAUGGUGGCCUCACCUGCUCUGCGAGGUGCCGAUGUGGAGUUUCAAUCUGAGGUGUUCAAGAAGGAAAAGAUCACCCCUGCUGGUCGUGACGAGUACAUUGUUCGUGGUGGACGGGAUCUAUUCCACUUGCUUCCAGAGGCCUUCAAGGGCAUUAAGAAAAUUGGAGUGAUUGGAUGGGGAUCUCAGGGACCUGCUCAAGCCAUGAACAUCCGCGAUUCUCUGGCUGAAAUUAAGUCUGAUAUCGUCGUCAAGAUUGGUUUGAGGAAGGGUUCCAAAUCCUGCGCGGAUGCGAGGGCUGUAGGCUUCACAGAGGAGUCCGGAACCUUGGGUGACGUUCUUGAGACAGUAGCUGAGAGUGAUUUGGUCCUGCUUCUCAUUUCUGAUGCCGCACAGGCUGACAACUACCAGGACAUUUUCAAAGCCAUGAAGCCCAAGUCUGUCCUGGGUCUGUCGCACGGUUUUCUCUUAGGCCACCUCAACUCCGUUAACGACAGCUUCCCUGAGGACAUUAGUGUGAUUGCCGUCUGUCCCAAGGGAAUGGGACCAUCUGUCAGGCGUCUGUAUGUGCAAGGCAAGGAGGUGAAUGGUGCCGGUAUCAAUGCUAGCUUUGCUGUACAUCAGGAUGUUGAUGGAAGAGCUACAGAUGUUGCCCUCGGCUGGUCUGUUGCUUUGGGCUCGCCCUUCACCUUCGCAACUACACUCGAGGAUGAGUACAAAAGUGACAUCUAUGGAGAGCGAGGUAUUCUCUUGGGGGCAGUGCACGGAAUCGUCGAAUCUUUGUUUAGGCGAUACACUGCCUGUGGCAUGUCUGAAGAGGACGCCUACAAGAACACAGUUGAGAGUAUCACGGGCGUUAUCUCUAAAACUAUCUCAACCCAGGGCAUUUUGGCUGUGUAUGAGUCUUUGAGUGAGGAGGGUAAAAAAGAGUUCGAGGCAGCCUACAGCGCAUCUUUCUAUCCCUCCAUGGAUAUUCUCUACGAGUGCUACGAGGAUGUUGCUUCCGGUAACGAGAUCCGCAGCGUCGUUUUGGCUGGUCGCCGAUUCUCUGAAAAGGAGGGUUUGCCAUCUUUUCCUAUGGGUAAAAUUGACGGGACCCGGAUGUGGCAAGUUGGUGAGAAAGUACGCGCUUCACGACCUAAGGGUGACAUGGGCCCACUCCACCCCUUCACUGCCGGUGUUUACUGUGCUCUUAUGAUGGCUCAGAUUGAGGUGUUGAGGAAGAAGGGUCACUCAUACUCAGAGAUGGUGAAUGAGAGUGUUAUUGAGGCUGUUGACUCUCUCAACCCUUUCAUGCAUGCUCGGGGAGUUGCCUUUAUGGUGGAUAACUGUUCUACAACUGCCCGUCUCGGUUCUCGCAAGUGGGCCCCCCGAUUUGACUACAUUUUGACUCAACAGGCUUACACCGCCGUCGACAACGGAGCUGCUGUCAACAAGGACGUUCUAGAAAGCUUCAAGGCAGAUCCAGUUCACCAGGCUAUUGCUGUCUGCGCUCAGUUGAGGCCGAGUGUCGACAUCGCUGUUACCGAGGAUGCUGACUAUGUCAGGGCUGAGUUGCGACAAUAGAGGGACGUUCUUUCACCCAGCGUAGUGGUUGAAUUAACCUGGUGAGUUCAUAGAAAGAGGCUCUAGAAGGGCAUUUUGAGGGUUGUCUGUAGUCUCCUGUGGCGGAGGACAAAAAUAUCUUUUCAUGGAUAAAUAUAUGCAUCUCAAUUGAACCACAA